GUGAGUGUGUGUCUGUGUGCGUGUGAGUGUGAGUGUGCGAGUCUCCGGAGCUGCAGCAGCAGAUAAACCUGGCGGACGACGCCUCAGCCGCCGCCGCAGCCCCGUGGAUGAGCCUCCUCCUCGGCUAUGCUGCCCUGAGAGCCCCGCGAGAACCCCCGCCCCCGCCAACAUGUCUGAUGUCAACAAGACGGUGCAGAAGUGGCUCUGCAGCUUCAAGAAAGCCACGGACUUUGACUCGUGGGGACAGCUGGUGGAGGCGAUAGAUGAGUAUCACAUUCUGGCGAGGCAGCUGCAGAAAGAGGUCCAGUCGACAGGCCCCUCCGACUUCACCGAGGAUCAGAAGAAAACGUUAGGAAAGAUUUCAACAUGCUUGGAAAUGAGAAGCGCCAGUUUGCAGUGCACACAGUCCAAAGAUGACUUCACGUUAGAAGACCUGAAGAAACUGGAAACCAUCAUUAAAAAUCUACUGACGUACAACAAAGAGUUUCCUUUUGAUGUCCAGCCGGUGCCCUUAAAGAAGAUCCUGGCCCCAGGUGAAGAGGAGAACCUGGAGCUGGAGGAGGAGGAGGAUGCAGCGGCAGGAGCAGGGUCGACGGAGGCCUUCCCCCCCCGAGCCCCUGGUACCUUGUUGCCACGGUUACCUUCAGAGCCGGGGAUGUCCCUUCUAACGAUAACGAUUGAGAAGAUCGGGCUGAAGGACGCCGGGCAGUGCAUCGAUCCCUACAUGACCAUUAGUGUUAAAGAUUCAAAUGGUUUGGACCUGAACCCAGUGCAGGACACACCCGUGGCCACCAGGAAGGAGGACACCUACAUUCAUUUCGGUGUGGACGUAGAGAUCCAGAGACACGUGGAGAAAUUAGCCAAAGGAGCUGCCAUCUUCUUUGAAUUCAAACACUACAAACCCAAAAAGCGAUUCACCAGCACAAAGUGUUUUGGCUUCAUGGAACUGGACGAGAUCAAACCGGGACCCAUCGUAAUUGAAUUGUACAAGAAACCCACCGACUUCAAGAGGAAGAAACUGCAGCUUCUGACAAAGAAACCACUUUAUCUCCAUCUUCUCCAGACUUUACACAAGGACAGCUAAGACGCCAUUCACACCUCAUCACGUCCAGCAAUACUAGAUCCAGGCCGCUGUCACUUCUUUCCCACCUCGGAGUAUUUCCAAGAAAGCAAAGGGAACUGAGCCAAACACUCGUCACAUCAGGUCAAGACUGACAUAUUAGUUAUUCAUUUUUUUAUAUUUUUUUUAUACAUCAGUGGUAUGUUCUAACGAUUAAACCAGCUCAUCUCUAGUCUUCCUUCGCUCUGAUUUUUGGGAAAUGAGAAACACAAUGGAAAAACCACUGCAGGUGCUUAGUUCGAUACUCGACAGACUCGUUGGACGUUGAACCUCGGACUGACGUCAAAUUCAGCAAAACAUUAAAAGCAACAAUUUUUUUCACUCAACUCUAAACCUGUUGGGGAAGCAGAGGCGGAGGUUUCAAAGUCAUUUGCUGAAUAAAUAAUAUGGAGUGACAGAGGUUGUUUGUUUGUUUGAGUGUGAGAAAAUUAUAAUCAAAGAAUUAAUUGGUGAAUGAAAAAAAGAUUUUAAACUAGUUAAUUAAAUUAGCACUUAAAUUGUGCAUUUAAGUGUAUUAACAUAAUUAAUUAUGAUUAAUCUUAUUUACUCCUGAUAAAAGCAUUAAAAAUAUAACUAUAACAUUUGUAAAUUACACUUUGUUGUUCUUAUUUCACAAAUCUUUCUAUAAAUGAUCCAUCACGUUUUUUUCCUCAAAAAUGACAUUUGAGGCUUUUUUUAAAUAUUUACCUGCAGUAACUGAUUUACUGACCUAUUGAAAUAUUACUACGUGUAAAGUUGAUGAUAAACUCAAAUGUGGAGCGGUGCUUCUGGUCACCUGAUGAAUGCAUGUACACUAUUUCCUCUCCUGUUAGCUCGGUUUUGGUCUCCACCAGCAUCCGAUGUUAACCAGCUACAAGUAAGUGGAGAGUUCAGUUGUAGGUUUGGGGGACGUUUGUCUACUACACCGUUUAGCAUUACAUGUUAUUAUUGGAUUAAUAGAUAAAAUGAUUGACUUGCAGGUUUACUUUAAAUUUAAGCUGUCAUAUAAAUAGGAAUGAAUGAAGUUUAAAACAAUAAAGUAUUAUUAGUGGCUCCAGA
This is a messenger RNA of Pleuronectes platessa (European plaice), 2158 nucleotides long. RefSeq names its product axin interactor, dorsalization associated (gene aida). Gene Ontology annotation, molecular function: phosphatidylinositol binding. The record is from RefSeq and is a predicted model, not a curated record. Lineage: Eukaryota; Metazoa; Chordata; Actinopteri; Pleuronectiformes; Pleuronectidae. Bases 170 to 1084 code for a protein of 304 amino acids. Gene Ontology annotation, cellular component: membrane. Gene Ontology annotation, biological process: determination of ventral identity. The transcript has 10 exons.